Messenger RNA from Fusarium odoratissimum NRRL 54006, 5802 nucleotides. RefSeq names its product peroxisomal biogenesis factor 6. The record is from RefSeq and is a predicted model, not a curated record. The coding region runs from base 272 to 4438 and encodes 1388 amino acids. The transcript is spliced from 3 exons. Gene Ontology annotation, cellular component: cytosol; peroxisomal membrane. Gene Ontology annotation, biological process: protein import into peroxisome matrix. Gene Ontology annotation, molecular function: ATP hydrolysis activity; ATP binding. Lineage: Eukaryota; Fungi; Ascomycota; Sordariomycetes; Hypocreales; Nectriaceae.
CCGCUGCCGAGCUCCAAAGCCACCUCCAAUUUCUAAUCUCAACCUCACAGUAGCUUCAUCCUCAUCCCCUUGGGGUUUCUUUUUUUGUUUACGCGCAAUUGUAUACUCGAGAUUGCUCUUUCUUGUUUGUUUGUCCAGACCUUGCGACUUUACCAAUUGAAGGACUCCCAGAGCGAUGCAGUGAUCCCCGCGUUUGCGCUUCGAGCUUCCUGUAACAAUAUCGUCCUCCGCAACCUUUACCACAUUCCCUCAAGCUUGACUCCUUCUCAAGAUGGCGUCCUCUUCAAAGUCAGCUUUGACUUCAAACAGGCGGAGGAACCGCAGACGUCGUCAGGACAAGCCUGCCAUUGCUGCAAAACUGGUGCUUGACGAUCAUAUUAAGAGCGAUGUCGGCAUAGUAUCCGAGGACAUCUUUCGAGAUCUCUUCCCCCAUCUAGGUAACGCUCAACUCUACCAAGGCGCUACCGAAGACGUUCACCACAUUGCGAUCGCUCCGUGGAUACCCAAUGCCAACCCUACCGACAGUCCGUGGUCAAUUGUACCCAUUAUCGAGUCUUCUGCACUCGCGCCCUCGACCGUCCGAUUUUCACCGUCUUCUGCUUCCUUACAAAGCUUUGCCGUGACGCUACAACAGGUCGCGCCAUCCAAGCUAUCAAGUCACAGCCGCGGCGGAAUCGAGAUUCUCGUGCUUGACGUGGCGCCCGUUCCUCUCGAGACCGUUUUCGUGAGCCUGGAGAGUGAAUUGACGAAAAGACUGGAGAAUGGGGAGGGUACCUUCUUCCGAGAUCACCCUGCCAGCUCCAAGGCGAAAGGGGCCGAUUCAACACCGGAUGGGCGCCUUGUGACUUCUCUGAGAGCUGCCCUGAGCAGUCUAAAGGUUGUACAUGCAGGCGAUCUAUUUCCACUUCCUCUUCCGCCGCACCCUCUUACACACGUGCCUCCGAACCCUGGAAAGAUCAUGCUGUGCGAGCCUGUUGCCCAAGGUGUUUUAACGGAGUCAACCAAGAUCAUUCUUAUGCGCGGCCGUGUCCAUACCAAGCAGAUACGUCGCGUUGCUUCGAUGACCGCUAGCCAACAGCUUAAUGGUGUUCCCGAGGAUGAGGAUGAUACCAGCAACGACCAGUUCUACUCUGCAGCUGAGGAUCGCGAUAAGUCAGGAAUGACGACCGAGGAUAUGGAGUCCGCGACCGAAACUGAGCCAGAUAUGUCUGAUUUCGACAACGAGGACGAAUUGUCAGAUGAUUCUAUGGACGAUAUGAUUUCUUUGCAAGCACCAACUCUGCCCACAACCAAUGCCAGCGGUGUAUCAACACUACAGCCAGGCACGCCUAUGACAGUUGGAACUCUUCGUGGCAGGAAAACAAAUGGAAUUGCAACGCCUGGCUCCGUUUUCUCCAAUUUUACUGCGACCACUGCUCGACCAGACCGCCCUCGAGGUCGUCUUUUCAAGGCCCAGGGUCUGAUGGAACAAAUUCCGACAGACCUUUUGCACCCGAAGCCAUCUCUAGAAGACGACGAGGAAGCGCGAAUCUACGUCGAUGUGACAUCGUUAAGCCGAAUUGGAUGUUUUUCUGGAGAUUGGGUAAGAAUAGAAGCUGCAGAGGAACCCCCUGCAAAUGGAUUUGGUGCAUUUGGCCUCGGAAGUUUUGGUCAAGUUGAGUCGGAGCCUGCCAAAUGGCGACCCGUUCGAGUCUACGGUCUUCCUGAAGGGUAUUCGCAACGGCCAAUGACUAGAAUACCCAGCGCUAAACAUGGUGAGAGAAGAUUGUCAUUCUUCGAAUCCCAGAUUCAGCGGCCGGCCAGUCCCACUGCCUAUGCCUCACCAAUACUCUUAGCCAAUCUUGACGAUGCACCCUAUCUACGUCUUGCGCCCCUGAAAAAGGCAUCGUAUCAAGGCAAGGGAACAAUUCCUCGAUUUACUAGUGCAGCUCGUCCCCCCUACGCUCGAGAUAUUACUAUCCACCACAUUCGAACUCCUAUCUCUGCAGAGCGAGCUUUCCAAACCGCCGUUCUAGGUGGGCUCAAACGAUACUUCGCACAGAAAAUCCGCCUUGUUCGAAGCGGCGAUCUUAUCGCUGUCCCAGUCGACGCUGAGCUUGGCCGUACGCUCCAGGAGAUGCCUGGUGCAGGAGGAUCCGAAGUGGACGAUGUGAUGGCGCUUACUGCUGGUGGACAGGAGGGAGGAAAGCAACCCUCCAAGUUCGACAGCGUAGCAUGGUUCAAGGUUGGACAUAUUCAAAUUCAGAAAGCGGAUGAGGACGAAGAUGGAAGCGCCGAGGCUUUCUGGGGAUCAGUUGCGUGCAUUGAUAGUUCAUCUGUUGCCAUGCAUGGUUCAGGCUUCGAAACAAGUCGCAUACCAGGUAUCAAGCAGAGCACAUGGCAAUAUUACCUUGGUCUUAAGAAGACACCAAAAAAGGCAUCGGAGUCGACACCAGCUCCAAUCCAGGAACCGGAGUUACCAUAUGUGUCACCUCUCAGACGCCAGUUGAGGGAGCUGAUUGCAGCAGCCACGAGCGCCAGAGCUAUUCAUCUUAAGAUGCCCCCUGUCGCAAUUCUGUUGACAUCAACACAUCGAAACAUUGGAAAGUUAACUCUGGCGUCAGGCGCUUGUUCCGAUAUGGGUCUUCAUACAUAUAAAAUCGACGCGUAUGAUAUUCUCAGCGAGGGAAGCGGCAGUGGAAACGAUGUGAAAACUGAGGGUUUUCUCAGGACAAGAGCCGAACGUGCCAUGAGUUGUGGUCCUGAUUGCUGUGCUUUACUCGUUCAGCACGUCGAGGCCCUCACUGCUGAUCGUAUCGAGUCAACGAUCAAGGAGAUUCUAGAAGACACACGAGUUUUGAUUGCCACAACGAAUGAGGUUGACAAAGUACCCGAUGGCGUUCGAGCCUUGUUUACACACGAGUUAGAAAUGACAGCUCCUGACGAAGCGGAGCGUGAGUCUAUUCUGAAAUCCAUCAUUAGUGAUAGGGGUGUCAGCCUUGAACCUUCGAUCGACCUCAACUCAAUCGCUCUCAAGACCGCUGCGCUCGUGGCUGGCGACUUGGUCGAUGUUGUUGAGCGUGCCUCUAUCGCUCAGCAGUCACGACUGGAGCAGCUCUCAGCCAAGAAUACGCAUGACAACACGAUUAUCACGGUACGAGAUGUGCAGGUCGCUGGUGGUCCCCUUGCCCGCUGCCUUACCAAGGGAGAUUUUGAAAUUGCCGUCGAGGCUGCUCGCAAGAACUUCUCUGACUCUAUUGGUGCACCAAAGAUCCCCAACGUUACCUGGGAUGAUGUUGGUGGUCUCAACAACGUCAAAGAAGCCGUUACUGAGACCAUUCAACUACCACUUGAACGUCCUGAGCUGUUUGCGAAGGGUAUGAAGAAGCGAUCAGGUAUUCUGUUCUACGGUCCUCCCGGAACUGGAAAGACAUUAUUGGCCAAGGCGAUUGCUACUGAAUACAGUCUCAACUUCUUCAGUGUGAAGGGACCAGAGCUUCUCAACAUGUAUAUCGGAGAGUCCGAAGCCAAUGUUCGACGCGUGUUCCAACGUGCUCGCGAUGCUAGACCUUGCGUUGUCUUCUUCGACGAGUUGGAUUCAGUGGCACCCAAGCGUGGCAACCAAGGCGACAGUGGUGGUGUUAUGGACCGUAUUGUCUCCCAGCUUCUGGCAGAACUGGAUGGUAUGUCUGGAGGUGAUGAUGGCGGCGGUGGUGUUUUCGUUAUUGGAGCAACCAACAGGCCAGAUCUUUUGGACCCUGCCCUUUUGCGACCUGGUCGAUUUGAUAAAAUGCUUUACCUUGGUGUCUCUGACACCAAUGACAAGCAGCAAACCAUUCUGGAAGCUCUGACCAGAAAAUUCACACUUCAUCCAUCAGUAUCACUCGCUUCAGUGGCAGAGAAACUCCCCUUCACAUAUACCGGUGCCGAUUUCUAUGCUCUCUGCAGUGAUGCAAUGCUGAAAGCCGUCACACGGCAGGCCACAGCUGUGGACAAUAAGAUUCGCGCCAUCAAUUCUGAUCCAGCAACCCAACAUCCCAUUUCCACGGCAUAUUAUUUUGAUCACUACGCUACCCCUGAAGAUAUUGCCGUUAUGGUCCAGGAAGAAGACUUCCUCGCAGCUAAUGACGAGCUUGUGCCUAGUGUCAGUGCUGGCGAAUUGGCUCACUAUGAACACGUCCGGGCAACCUUCGAGGGAGUCCGAGAGAAAGAGCCGGAAAACAAACCACCUCCAGUCCAACGUGUUGUCUCAGGGGCGUCGACAUCAUCAAAGGGCAAGGGUAAGGCAGUUGCUUCAGGAUCGAGCAAAGGCAAAGGCAAGGCGAUCGCAUUGACAAGCGGCGACGAAUUUGAUGAAGAGGACGAGGUGGAUGAUAUGAAUGGCAGAUCCAAGGGCAAAGGCAAGGCACCUAUGGGCUUCCAAGAUGGAACAGCCAGCGAUGACGAUGGCUUGUAUUAGUUGGGGAUGGAACAUUACGGCAUUAUAUAGCAUUUUUGUAUAUUGAGUGUUUGAGGGGAGAUUGGGUAUUUCUUGUUAUUAAUGUCAUGGUGGUAUAUCGGUUGAGUGUGACUAGACUCUGUACACUAUUAUUCCCCCCAUCUGACUAGAACAUUGAAGCAAAAUUCUUGAUUCGUUCUGCUCCAAAUCGCUCUUAUUUCUUGGCAUCCUUCUUGACUUCUUUCUUAGUGUCUUUCUUGGUAUCCUUUUUAGAGUCCUUCUUAGUAUCCUUCUUGGAAUCCUUCUUGGGGUCUUUCUUCACGUCUUUCUUGGUGUCCUUCUUAGGAUCCUUCUUGACUGACUUCUUGGUGUCUUUCUUGACAUCUUUCUUGUGGUCCUUUUUAGAGUCUUUCUUCGAGUCUUUGUGAGAGUCUUUCUUGAUCUCUUUCUUGGUGUUCUCGGACUCUUCUUUAGGCUUGUCAUCUUUGGCAGCUUCUGCAGUUUCUGCUGCUGCUGCUGCUGCUGCUGCCGCCUCGGGUUCUGGCGUUACCACAGGCUUCUUAGUUUCUUCUUCCUCAUCGUCUGUUUCGUCUUCAUCAUCUUCUUCGCUGUCCUCGUCACUAUCCUCAUCAGUGUCCUCCUCCUCCUCCUCUUCGGUCUCAUCCUCAUCGUCGUCCGAGUCAUCAUCGUCCGACUUUGUCUCAGCCUUCUUUUCCAAUCCGGGCUCUUCCUUUAUGGCCGUCUUAGCUUCCACAGCCUUAGCCUCGUCUGGGCUCACCUCCACACUGGCUCGUUUCAAGGAGGAGAUUGAUCCUGGACCGCUUUCCUUCCAAGUACCACUAGUCGGGCUCUGAAUAGCGUUUCGGCCUGCAUCAGUCUCGGCCCAUGAACCGGAUGUUGGUGAUUGAAUGCCAUCGGUCUUUGCGGCAGGAGUUUCUGAUUCCUUAGAUUUUCCAGUGUCCUUUGCGCUUCUGUCCUCCUUCUUAGCCUUCGCACCAUCCUUACCAUGAACCUUUUCUCGCAGAGUCUUCAGGCGAAGUUCCUUAGCCUUUUGCGCAGCUUCGUCGGCGACGGAUCGGACAGGUAGGGCCUUCUCUUCCUUCUUAGGUUCUGUAGAAGUCUUCGGUGUCGCAGAAGACGCGGCGGCCUUGGCUGCCGGUAGCGGAGGCGCAGCAGGAGCAGGCUUUGGAGCAGCAGCAGCGCUGGCGGCUGCUGCUGCUACAGCCUUGGCGACAGGCGAAGGGGUCAUGGAAGCAAGAAGGCCGCCGGUGAGGUCGAUGGGCCGUUUUAGCGGGGGCUCGGGAAGUUUAUCGUUGAUGGAGGGGAUGGUGAAUUCGUCAAAGUAAAUCGUGACAUGCUCCUUGAGCUCACCAUAUUCGUUCCAU